This is a messenger RNA of Sinocyclocheilus anshuiensis, 5368 nucleotides long. RefSeq names its product intersectin-2-like. The record is from RefSeq and is a predicted model, not a curated record. Gene Ontology annotation, biological process: positive regulation of Rho protein signal transduction; intracellular signal transduction. NCBI's taxonomy places the organism in Eukaryota, Metazoa, Chordata, Actinopteri, Cypriniformes, Cyprinidae. Bases 211 to 4653 code for a protein of 1480 amino acids. Gene Ontology annotation, molecular function: protein binding; calcium ion binding; guanyl-nucleotide exchange factor activity. The transcript has 35 exons.
CGCGCGGUCUAUUCUGCAGUGAGCAGGUACAGCCGGUCCUUCACCUGGAUACCAAAACAACACGUCUCCCGUUAUCCGAGGAUAUUUUCGGUUACGCUGGCUCUGUUUUUAUGAAAUCACAAUAACACUGUGUCGUUCUCUUUCGCGAUAUGCACGAUGAGUAUUAGCCAGCCGGUCGUGUAGAGGGUCCCUCACAUCCCACCUGCAGUCAUGAAUGGUGGUUUUAAUAUUUGGGCUAUAACUCCAGAAGAGAGGGGGAAACAUGACAAACAGUUUGACUCUCUGGCUCCCACUCUGGGUUAUUUGUCAGGAGAUCAAGCACGAAAGUUCUUCCUACAAUCUGGUCUUGCCACAGCAGUCCUAGCAGACAUCUGGGCAUUGGCGGAUAUAGGAAAGGAUGGGAAGAUGGACAGAUUGGAGUUCUCCAUUGCAAUGAAACUAAUUAAACUGCAGCUGCAGGGUCAACCCCUCCCGUCCAGCCUGCCAAUCAUCAUGAAGCAGACGCCUACCCCUGCUAUGACACCAUCAUCACGCUUUGGUAUGGGCUCCAUGCCAAAUCUGUCUGCCAUGUCAGUAAUGCCCAUCCUAACUCCCAUCCCCACAGCCCCUGCUAUGACCCCUUUGGUUCCUGUGCCCACCCUUAUGUCAGGACCAUUGCCUCAGAUGCCCAGCUCUCUCAGUGUGCCAGCUUUACCUAACGGCAAUGCAACUCUCCUCACACCAACACCAGCAUUCCCAGUGUCCAGUGGAUUGAGUAAAUCUCACUCGCUCUUGGACCUUGUCUCUAGCAGUUCUAACUCUUCCUCCACCACCUCCCUUGCGAGUAAUUCCCCCAAAAUGAAUGCAUCUGAUUGGGCGGUGCCUCAGUCGUCCCGUCUGAAAUACCGACAGCAGUUCAACAGUCUAGACAAGCUGAUGAGUGGAUACCUGUCAGGUCCCCAGGUCAGAAAUGCCCUCACAGCAUCAAACCUCACACAAACACAGCUUGCCACCAUAUGGGCUCUUGCUGAUGUAGAUCGUGAUGGGCAGUUGAGAGCGGAGGAGUUUAUUCUAGCAAUGCACCUGGUUGAUAUGGCCAAGACUGGGCGGCCCUUACCUCUGACUCUACCUCCUGAUCUUGUGCCACCUUCACUCAGACAAGCAAAGUCAUGUGACCUGCUGAACGGACCUGUUCCUUCGAUUAACACUGAGCUGAUUGAGUCAGAACAUCCACAGAAAAGCAAGAGUAAUGAGUCAUUUGAGGAUAAAUUCAAGGAGAAUUUCCAGAGAGGAAAUGCAGAGCUGGAAAAACGACGUCUGGCUCUGCAGGAGGAACAAAAGAGAGAGGAGGAGAGGAGGAGAGAAGAGGAGAGACGAGAGGAGGAGAGGAGACGACAGAAGGAGAGGGAGGAAAGAGAACAAAAGGAGAGAGAAGCCCUGGAGAUGGAGCUGAGGAGACAGAGGGAAGAGGAGAGGAGGAUAGAGAGGCAGAGAGAGCUGGAGCGACAGAGAGAAGAAGAAAGACUGAAAGAAUUAGAGCGACAAGAGGAAGCGGAGCGACAGAGGCGAAUGGAAUGGGAGAAGAGUAAACAAGUGGAGCUUCAGACACAGAGAGAAAAAGAGCAGAGUGACAUACAGAGACUUAAAGACAGGAAGAGGAGUCUCGAGAUAGAGCUGGAGGCGGUGGGUAACAAGCAUAAGCAGAUCUCUGAUAGGCUGCGGGACGCCAAGAGUAAGAGGCAGAUCCCGAGGACUGAGCUAGACCUGAUCAAUCAGAAGAGAGAUAGUCGUAUUACGGAUAUCAAUUCCCUACAGUUGCAGUUUGAGGAAAUUCAGAGGCAGCUGAGUCGUCUUGGUCCUGAGAAGCAGCGACUGACAGAGAGACUUCUACAUAUUACCCAAAACAACUCAAGUCCUUUGAUAAAUGAUGUGAAACAGAGUUUGUGCGAAAAAGAUCUGAGCUGUCGGAAGCUGAAGGAGCAGCUGGAUGUUUUGGAGAGAGAGACCACUGAGAAACUCUCACAAAUGGAGCAGUACAACAGAGAAAUCAAGGACUUGAGACAGAGGCAGAGCCAGCAGCAGGACGUCCUAGAGCAGCUCAGGAGGGUGAGAUCUGAGAAACUCAAAGAGCUACAGAGACACAGGAAAGAGGAGGAGGAGAGGAAGAGGAACAAAGAGGAGGAGGAGAGGAAGAGGAAGAAAGAGGAGGAGGCUGCCAGACAGGCGAAGCUGGAACAGGAGCGUCUAGAGCAGGAGGAAGCAGAGCGUCAGAGGAUGCUUGCCCAGGAGCGAGAAGCCAAACUCAGGGAAGAACAGCAGCGUCAGGCCCAAGCCAGACUUCAGGAAGCCCAGGAGCAGGCACGAGAGAAAGAGGAGAAGAAGAGGGCGGAGGAGAGAGAGAGGGAGGAGAAGGAGAGAGAAGAGAGAGAAAGGAAUGAACUGGCUCUACACACUCAGCCCUCCAUGACAUACAAUAGCACAGAGAACAAAAGCUUGCAGCCAGUGGUGACUACUGAAGCUACAUGUGCUGCCCUCACCACCUACAGAGCUCUCUAUCCCUUCACAGCACGCAACUCUGACGAGCUCACACUGGAGGCAGACUGUCUGAUCGAGGUAGAUGAAUCAACAGUUAGGGAGACCGGCUGGCUGUAUGGGAGUUACCGUGGUAACAGCGGCUGGUUUCCAGAGAGUUAUGCUGAGAGAUGCAGUAAAGACACCACUGCCAAUCCUGGAGUUCCCGGUAAAAAGCCAGAGAUUGCUCAGGUGACUACAGCCAAUGCUGCCAAAACACCAGAACAACUGAGUCUGACACCUGGUCAGCUUAUUGUGGUGCUGUAUAAGAACUCUAACAGCUGGUGGCUGGGUGAACUACAGGCACGGGGUAAAAAGCGUAAAAAGGGCUGGUUCCACUCCUCUAAUGUCAGAUUACUGGAGGCCAACAGCGGAAAAAUAACUCCAGCAUCUCAGCCAUUGUGUCAGGUUAUUGCAAUGUAUGACUACAAAGCAGCCAAUAAGGAUGAGAUGAGCUUCCAAAAAGGUCAGCUGAUCACCGUGCUCAACAAGGACAACCCUGACUGGUGGAAAGGAGAGGUCGCUGGAGUCAUAGGGCUGUUUCCAACUAAUUAUGUGAAGAUGACCACAGAAUGUGAUCCCAGCCAGCAAUGGUGUGCUGAUCUGCUCAGUUUAGACUCUAUGUGCACUGAGGAGAGGAAGAGGCAAGGCUACAUCCAUGAGCUCAUUCAGACAGAAGAGUCCUAUCUGGAGGACCUGGAACUGGCACUAGAGGUGUUCUAUAAGCCAAUGGCAGAGUCAGGGCGGCUGACUGAGGCUGAGAUGAGUAUGAUCUUUGUGAGCUGGCGGGAACUGAUCAUGUGCAGCACCAAACUCCUAAAAGCUCUGCCUGUCCGUAAGAAGAUGGCUGGAGAGCGGAUGCCGGUGCAGGUGGUGGGUGAUAUUCUGUCCUCAGAGCUCUCUCACAUGCAGGCCUACAUUCGCUUCUGCAGCUGCCAGCUCAAUGCUGCGGCCCUGCUGCAGCAGAAAACAGACAAAUCACCUGACUUCAAACUCUUCCUGAAGAAAAUUGCCAGUAAUUACCGCUGUAAAGGAAUGCCACUGUCCAGCUUCCUUCUGAAACCCAUGCAGAGAAUCACACGCUACCCACUGCUGAUCAAGAACAUUCUGGAGAAUACCCCUUCAACUCAUGCAGAUCACGCAAACCUGCAGGCGGCACUGGAGCAGGCCGAGGAGUUGUGCUCACAGGUGAACGAGGGCGUGAGAGAGAAGGAAAACUCUGACCGGCUGGAAUGGAUCCAGAACCAUGUGCUGUGUGAUGGAGUCAUUGAGCACCUCGUUUUUAACUCUCUGACGAACUGCCUGGGCCCUCGAAAACUGCUGCACAGCGGCAAACUACAUAAGACCAAGAGCAGCAAGGAGCUUUGGGCCUUCCUGUUUAACGACUUCCUGCUCCUCACCUACACCUCCAAACAGUUCUCAUCUGGGCCUGACAAACUCUUCAAUCCCAACUCAAAUGCACAGUACAAGAUGUAUAAAACGCCAGUGUUUCUGAAUGAGGUCUUGGUAAAAAUGCCCUCUGACCCUUCCAGUGAUGAUCCAGUUUUUCACAUCUCACACAUUGAUCGUGUUUACACUCUUAAGGCUGACACCAUUAAUGAGAGGACUACAUGGGUACAGAAGAUCAAGGCAGCAUCUGACCACUUCAUAGAGACUGGGAAGCUGAAAAGAGAGAAAGCAUACCAAGCUCGCUCGCAGAAGAACAGUGGAAUCGGGCGACUGUUAGUAACGGUCCUGGAGGCGACAGAGUUGAAGCCCUGCAAACCAAACGGGAAGAGUAACCCAUACUGUGAGCUAACCAUGGGCGCUCAGUGCUACACGUCCCGCCAUCAGCCCGACACGCUCAACCCCAAAUGGAACUUCAACUGCCACUUCUUCAUCAAAGACCUGUAUCAGGAUGUCUUCUGCCUCACCAUCUUUGAGAGGGACCAGUUCUCUCCUGACGAUUUUCUAGGUCGUACUGAAGUUCCUGUAGCAACAAUAAAGAAGGAUCAAGAUGGUAAAGGUCCACUGGCAAGGCGUCUGCUGCUUCAUGAAGUUCCAACUGGAGAGGUCAAAGUGCGGCUUGACCUGCAGCUCUAUGAUCAAACACCUCACCCGUGAACUCCACAUCUGUUUCAUUAGCACUACAACAUUUAAUAGAUCACUUAAUAAAAGUUUAUUCAUUAAUGUUCAUUUUUAAAAGUAUAGGAAUGCCUCUGUACACUUUUGAUAUGAAAAAGGUGAACCACUUAGCAUAAGUUUACAUGCAGUGAAAUAGAAGCUGGUAGUCUCAUAUCUACUCCCACACAUGCUUGAUGUUGUGUAAUGGGGAACAUUGGGUAUUAUCAUGAUGAUUUGUUUGGGACAGGAACUGGUUUGUACUUUGAAAUUUGUAAAUUUUUAAAGUGCAUUAGUAAUCUGAACAUAUUCUACUUUUCGGCUGUUUCCUUCAAACAAAAUUCCUUUGAUUUGGUUUUCUAAUCUGUUAAAUGUGCCUUACUUUUCCUUUCAUUCUUUAAAAGCCAGGGAUUGCUACAAUAGUUGAGACAGCUCUGAAAUACACUGCUCAGCAUUAUCAGUCACCGGCAGCCUUUAAUGGAUUUUAUUGUACUGUACUGCCUUAAUCCGAACACAUUAUGUACUGCAGCUUCCUAAGUAUAAAUAGACUCAAAUUAUGUCACUGAAAUUGCUGAAAUUCAGUCAUUUGUAGAUUCCACUAAGCCAAUCAUACAUGUGCUUCCCCAACCUGUUUCCAGAGCCCUUCAGCGCAUGUUUAAUUGUUUUAUUAUUAAAUACUGAAACACAGUUUUAAAAACACUGUAAUAUAUUUAAUUAU